Messenger RNA from Anas platyrhynchos (mallard), 5616 nucleotides. It is a transcript of the gene CILK1, whose product is annotated as ciliogenesis associated kinase 1. Gene Ontology annotation, biological process: protein phosphorylation. Gene Ontology annotation, molecular function: protein kinase activity; ATP binding. NCBI's taxonomy places the organism in Eukaryota, Metazoa, Chordata, Aves, Anseriformes, Anatidae. The record is from RefSeq and is a predicted model, not a curated record.
UGUCCCCGCUGGGCGGCGCCAUUUUCUCGGCCAGCGGCCCGGGACCGGGGCCGGGCCCGGCUCCCGCCCGAGGCCGCCGCGGCCCAGCGCUUGCUGCUGCUGCCGGCCGGCAGCGGGGGCCCUGCCCUGCCCUGCCCGGAGGCCUCUACCCGGGCGGUGGGAAAACACCGCCGGUGUGCGCUUACACGUGAGCCGUUAGUCCCUCACCCAUGAGGAGCCGUGAGGGAUGCGCGUGUGGAGCGGGCAGGCAGAAAGAACUGGUUACAGUCGGAGGAGCAACACAAGAACUCAGGACACUAAGGACUGAAAUGCGCUUGCAGUUAAAGUAUCCUCAUCAUGAAUAGGUACACAACUAUCAGACAGCUUGGUGAUGGGACCUACGGCUCUGUCCUCCUAGGGAGAAGCAUUGAAUCUGGGGAGCUAAUAGCCAUUAAAAAAAUGAAGAGAAAGUUUUAUUCCUGGGAGGAAUGCAUGAACCUUCGAGAGGUUAAGUCUUUGAAAAAACUAAACCAUGCCAAUGUAGUAAAGCUGAAAGAAGUUAUCAGGGAAAAUGAUCAUCUGUACUUUGUGUUUGAAUACAUGAAGGAAAAUCUUUAUCAGUUAAUGAAAGAAAGAAACAAACUGUUUCCUGAGUCUACAGUUAGGAAUAUUAUGUAUCAGAUCCUGCAAGGACUUGCAUUUAUCCAUAAACAUGGGUUCUUUCACAGAGACUUGAAACCUGAAAACCUCCUGUGCAUGGGACCAGAACUUGUAAAAAUAGCAGACUUUGGCUUAGCCCGAGAAAUCCGAUCUAGACCUCCUUACACCGAUUACGUAUCCACGAGAUGGUACAGGGCUCCUGAAGUCCUACUGAGAUCCACCAGCUAUAGUUCUCCAAUAGAUAUUUGGGCUGUUGGUUGUAUAAUGGCAGAAGUUUACACGCUGAGGCCUCUCUUCCCAGGUGCCAGUGAAAUUGAUACCAUAUUCAAAAUUUGCCAGGUGUUGGGGACACCAAAGAAGAAUGACUGGCCCGAAGGCUACCAACUUUCAUCCUCCAUGAAUUUUCGCUGGCCUCAGUGUGUACCUAACAACCUGAAAACCCUCAUACCUAACGCUAGCAGCGAAGCAGUGCAGCUUAUGAGAGACAUGCUGCAGUGGGACCCCAAAAAGCGGCCAACAGCUAGCCAGGCACUCCGAUAUCCAUAUUUCCAGGUUGGGCAUGCCUUGGGUGUUCAGGACCUGGCAAAACAGAAGGAACUCCAUGAUAAAUCAUCUCUGCAUAUUAAGCCUGUCCCGCCACCACAACCUCCUUCAAAAUCCCACACCCGUAUUUCUUCACGAGCAUUUCAGCAAAGCCAGGCUUCUCAUCAUUUGGUCUAUCCAUAUAAGACAGACAACUCUGGGACUGAUCACAGUAACUAUUUGCAGGAAGACAAGUCUAACCAGCUUCUUCUUCCUGCAAUUCACAAUAAGGUUCCUCAGCAGAAAACAUCUGCUGGAACUGAGAACAUAAACGGUGAACUUAAACCAAAAGCUAGGCGGAGAUGGGGGCAUCUUGCUAGAACAGUGAAGAGUUCUGAAGACUGGGAUGAUUUGGAAGACCUUGAUUUUGGCUCUUCUGUCACAAGAGUUGACCUGAAAAACAAAAAGAGGCAGAAUGAUGAAACUCUUUGUAGAUUUGAAAGCAUUUUGGACCUGAAGCCUUCGGAUGCUGUUGGCUCUGGCAACAGUGCACCUUCCCACGUUACCUUCCCUCGGCAGGACACUCCCACGUUGCGAGUUUCUGCAGCAAAGCAGCACUACCUGAGACAUUCUAGGUAUCUACCUGGAGUAAACACAAGGAAUAGCUUAGUCUCCACUUCGAGCAAAGAGUCCGUUCCGUCUAAUCCCUGGCCCAGUUCUGGUUUGCCUGGGAAAACUUCAGGUUUGGGAGGAAGUAUUAACAGGAUAAAUUCAGGUCCCAUAGGAUCAAGUGGUCUAAGUAGUGGUUAUAUCCCUUCGUUUCUGAAGAAGGAAGUAGGCUCUGCUGGGCAGAGGGUUCAGUUAGCACCAAUUGCAGAUCCAUCUUCUAAUUAUGCUUCUCCGAAGUUGGUAAGACCCCAUCCUGGACGGCCCUCAUUCAACUCCCCUUCAAAAAGCACACCAAGGUUAAUGCCUCUCCCGCCACCAGCUCAGCCGAUCCACGGCCGCGUUGACUGGUCUGCAAAGUACGGUGCUAACCGGUGACACAUGGAAAAACUUCCUGAACCAGUGUAUAUUUCCCAUGAAAUGGUGACUAACACAAGACAAUUUUAUAUUGUUUUGUAUACCUGUAAAUUUAAAAGAUCUUCUAUGGUUGAGACCUUUUUGAAGGCAUUUUUUUAAUUUUUAUUUGUAUUAAUUUGGAUGCAAUCUUGUACUUCUUUUGUAUGAAAUUGUUUUGUUAUAUAAUUGGGUCCAGUUAUUUUCAUAACAAAAUCAUUUUGUAUAUAUGGUUGAGGGGUCUUGGCAUUUUUAUAUGAUAAAUUUUUAUAUAAAACUUUUUUAAAAUUUAACUUUUCCUUUAUUGGAUUCAACUUUUUUAUAAAAGUGGGUUUUAAAAAAAAAGAAGCAAAGUGGUGCAAUAUUGCAGUGGAAGAGAAGUAGUGAGGAAGGGGCAUUCAUUAGAUAUUGUUGGAAAUUGAUGUGCUAAAUGAGGCUUUAUAAUUUCAGCAGUGCCACAUCCUGAUGCCAUGCUGUUGUGGUUGUACACUCAUUUGCUUUGUAUUGACAUCAAUGAGUAGGGAUGAGUAACAGUCUAAACUCUCCUUUGCAUUCACUGAGAGACUGCUGGAAGUCAGUGGGAAGCUUUGUUGUUGUUGUUGUAGUAUUUAUUUUUACCUUUACCAGGUUUUUGGUGAGCUGCUGUCCAGCUUUCCAGUCCCAUUCUUUUGCUUUUACCAAAUCUUGGUAGUCUCCUUUAGUAAAGGGUAUUCGGUAGAUUUGUUUUCCGAUGCUUGUUUGUCCUGUUUCAAAGUUACCUCUUGGUGUUGUUCACUAUGAAAUAGAAUGUGGACCUACCUCUGUUAAAUUCAUGUAAAUGUUUCCUAAUGACUUCUAAGGAGAGAAAGUAGAUUCUGCUUUUUUGUCAUUGUUGGGAAUAUAAGAUGCAAAGACAGAUUUAAGACAGUAUUGACAAUUACAAAGCUAGUUUCACAGUAACAAAGUAUUAGUGAGAUACCAGCAGCAGCAGAGUUUAAGGAAACAGUAUCUAUUCUAUCUAUUUUAUAACUGUUUUAAAUCACUUUUGGGAAAAACAUAAAUCUGGAGCAAAUGAAUCAAUUUAAGCUUCAGUUCUGCUUUUCAGUAGGACUUCACUGCAAAGUGAAGAGUAUGUCCUCUGUUCUGUAAGUUAGGCCCCCAGGCUCUCCUGGGAAAAACUGGGACCUUACCUCAUCCUACUAAAAAACAUUCUAAAAUUGUGAUUGAUUUCACUAAAAGCAUUUAACUCAGUUUAUAGGAGAGAACGAAUGAGCGGGUUAUAGACAAAGGAGAAUAGCCUCAUAGCCUGGGUUAUUUCUGCACUGGAAAGGAGUGCCAGAGUUCAGCCAGCAGUAAAAGGUUCGUUCUGAUCACAGUCAGCAUUUGGGUGUUCCUGCAGCUCCUUCCACAGAAGAUUAGCCCUGUGGAUAAAACAGUGCUGUGGGAGAACAUAUUUUAUAGCUGUGCUUUGGAAAAGCACCAUCAAAGCUGAAGUGUGCUGUGAAAACACAUCUUCCUGCAGAAGUGUGCAGAAAUGCUUAGCUCUGGGAAACCUCACCUGAACUCAUUUUAUGAACAGGUCGGGCAGAUCUUAAAUUUGGGAGACUAAGAUCCUCAGAGCAGGUACGGUUCUGGGCAUCUGGCCAUCUGAAGGAGGCGAAGUGCUAGUGUGUGAGUGCAGUCCUACCUGUGGGGUCUGCCUGCACCCACAAGGGGCACCCACUGCGGACUGGAGGCUGGUGGCAUGCUCUGGCACCUUCAGUUCUUUCCGUGGAGAACGUACGGGACUCAGGAAACAGGACCCUAGAGUAGGCUGCUGGCUCAGUGCUACGGGGGAACCGUGAGGGACACUGGUCACUGUUUGCUUUAACAAACUCAGCCCACAGUGAGACAGUACAAGGCAAAAAAGGAGCAGAAGGCAUUAUAGAGGUAUACAUAUAAGACUUAUAUGUGCCACGGACAUGUCCAGCUACUCUAAUUACUUGAUACAAACAAGUACAGUGAUGCCAAUGCGUAGCAGUGCCCUAAAGCAGCCAUUCCAACUCUGGAGCACAUGCUGAUGUUGUCUUGGCUGAGUGGAAAGGGAAAUAUGUAUAUUUGUGUUAGAACUGGAAAGAUAGUUGUUUCUCUUGUUGGAAAGAAAUACCUGUAUUUAUGUCUAGAUAUCAUUUAAUUUAUUUUAUCGCUGAAUAAUCAGUUCAAGAGAAAAUACCCUAAACCUGUCCUAAAUAUCCUUAGACCUAAGUAGGCGAUUUCUAUAGUCGGUUUCAUGCAUAUAAUUCCUAUUAAUGGAAGCAGGAGACAAGUCACAAGAACGGGCUGCUGAGGCUUGGAUUCAUCCUACCUAACCACUGGUGCCUAAGCGUGAGCUGAUUCUCUAAACCAGAGGUAAGUGAGAAUCACUCACAAGAAACUCAGCUCGCCUGAGAACUUAAUAGCCCCCUGGAUAUGCCUGGGUCUCUGCCGCUGACAAUGGGGACUACUCAGCAUGCUUAACAUGGUACAUGUUGAAUCUGGACCUGGCCUGUAAUCUUUGAACUUUUAUCAGCACAGCCCUGCAGCAGUGAACCUGAAUAUGGCAUUCAGGUUUUGGUCAGCUCAGCAAAAAUAUUAGAAAAAUAGUAUUACAAUUUUUUUUGGCACAACUCCCCCUUUCCUGAAAGAAAAAAAGCCAUUAUUUUUGAGGGGAAAAAAAGCUAAUAAUCUUUGACAUUUCUGAAUGACUUCUAGUUUUAACUUAGUUGGAUGAGAAAAUUGUGAAGUAUUAGUAUAUUGGGAGCACUCUUGUAACCUUCACUCAAGCAGAUUCCUACAGAUGUUGGAGAAUGUUCUUUCUGAGUAAGGACUGACUUGGCUGAGCAGUAUAUCACGCUGUGCUCUCACCAUGCAGCACAGGUGGAAAAGAUGUUAGUCUGUUUGUUACACUGAAAUCUGGGCAAGCAGCACAUCUGAGAAUUUAUCAUAUGUAGCCUACUCCUUUGUGUCUUAAUGUUUAGCAGCAUCUUUGUGCAAAGUGUUGCUCGAAUUCUGCUGUCUACUUUUUCUCUGCCUUAUGCAUAGCGUGUAAUGGCUGUUGGAAAUAAAGGAGCCUGACAGUAGAUCGUUUGUCUCUGUAAUCCAGGUUUUGAUAAAAGUCUUGUGUGAGUGCCAUGAUGUUAGCCAAAAAAAAAACUUCACCAAUUCCAUGGUAUUUCCAUGUCUAAUAAGGCUGUUGUUGUGAGUAGGUUCUUCCAGAAGGAGAGGAGAACAUUUCUGAGCUUCUGUGGAAGAGGAAUUGUGGAAUUGUUGAUGUGAGUACGAUCUUAAAGAAGUAAUGGUUCUUGUUCCUUCAGUGUUUUUGUUCAAAACUGUUGCAAACGUUUUCUUUCCCUCUGUGUCAAGUCUCCUGCCCAGAAUAAAGUUACUAUUGAAGAAAUA